Emericellopsis atlantica is the source of this 1541-nucleotide messenger RNA. RefSeq lists its product as uncharacterized. The transcript has 4 exons. Lineage: Eukaryota; Fungi; Ascomycota; Sordariomycetes; Hypocreales; Bionectriaceae. The coding region runs from base 342 to 1253 and encodes 303 amino acids. The record is from RefSeq and is a predicted model, not a curated record.
AAUCGAGUCUGGAAGACGGCCAAGUUCGGCUCCGAGAGGCUCGCGCCUCGACCGCCAGGAGCGCCAAGAGCCGCAAGUGCGUUUCAGCGCCUCGAGAACAAUGUUUCAAGCUUCUAGACUCAUUAUUACGGAUCUUGUAAUACAGGGGAAAUCAGAUGCAGAGACCCUGUCAACUUUAUUCGAAGCGACAACCGGUGGCGAGUACGCGUGUGCGCGAGGCAGGCCGGUUGGCUGGAAUGAAAUGUCAAGAUCUAUGACAGGAGUCAAGGACAGGACAGAGUCCAGACAGACCCCUGAGCUACAGCUUCCUCCGGGUAAAUCCUUCAUCAUGGUACAGCAAAAUGCGCCUCACUCAGCUCCUCGCCGCUGCGGCUGCCCUCAAGGUGGCAUCCACUGGCUUCGCCACCUACAAGGAGAUCGGCGCGGACAGGGACAACUCGGGCGAGAUUGCGUACAGCCCUCUCACGCGCUCCGACACGCUCUUCCUCUACAUCCAGAUCAUCGCGGGAAGCGACCACACCAAGAUCAUUAACGACUUCAAGACCCUGGCGCGCAACUAUGGUGAGCAGGGCAUCAAGGCCAUCCCCAGGGUGCGGUACGGCUCCUCGUCGGGCGAGAUUGUGUCGGAGCCUGAGGACGCGGACCUCAUCUUGGAGGAUGUCCGGACCUGGGUCAAGGUUUUCCAGGAAGUGGAGGACACGAUUGUGAUCCCCGUGAUUCAGGCCGGCUUCCUGGGCAUGUGGGGCGAGUGGCACAGCGGCUACUUCUGCCCAGGCAAGGGUGAGUGGGAGACGACCGAGAACCAGGACGUCAAGCGCGCCGUCGUCGAGGCCCUGCUCGAGGCCGGUCCCAAGAUCGCCAUGCGUUACCCCCAGGACCACGAGAUCCUCGGCUUCGAGGGCAACCGCCAGGUCACCAUCCACAACGACUGCAUCUUCAACAACGGACCCGGUGGUGACGAUGGCGGCACCUUUCCUGAGGAGGACAUUGAGACCUGGUCGGACUACCUCAAAAAGGUGGCCUCCAACAACACCUAUGGCGGUGAGCCUUGCAACCAGGCGGAAGGCUCGGGGUACGACUGGAGUGACUUUGACAAUGUCUGUGGCGCGAACGGUCUGGAGGCGUAUAUUCAUGAGUUCCAAGUGUCGUACCUGAACCCUGAGAACCCUCCUGAGCUGAAGGAACUCUUUAACGAUCCGUCGCGGUCCGAGUGCGUCGACCGUUUCGAGGAGGCUCUCAACUUGUAUCAUUGAGUCGAAAUUGGGAGGAAACCUUACCGAAAUCUCUGGUAUGUGAGCAUGUACAUCCAUACCUUGUAUAGCGGGACACAGAAGUCUCCAUGAACUACCGCCGCCAAAAUCAAGCUUAAAACUAGCUCAAGAUAUCGCGCCUUGGCUCUUGACCACGUCAACCUCGUCCAUCCCAUGUCAUAUAGCGAAUCCGCCUGGUUUUUCUUAUGACUUUUGUUGAGCUGAACUAGCAGCCCUAGUCUGCGCAUGAUGGGAUCAAGUGAUUUCUCGUCUGGUUCUUCUCGUUGUGAA